Molecule: messenger RNA, 3078 nt
Organism: Dinoponera quadriceps
Lineage: Eukaryota; Metazoa; Arthropoda; Insecta; Hymenoptera; Formicidae
Product: protein MAATS1-like
Exons: 9
Coding region: 432-2417 (661 amino acids)
Source: RefSeq, a predicted model, not a curated record
AUGAAAAUUAUGGCGAUGGGAAAUGCGAAACGUCGUAAGAUGAUAUCAUACGUCACGUAAAUUUAACGUAAAGUUGAACCAGAAUUAAUCAGAUUCUUUGAUAACGCACUAGCGGGACAUGCUUAUGUUAUAUGCAGCGGCAAUAAUGGCUUUCGACCACUGGUCGUUCAAAAAACCGGUGUGUUUGUAAGUAUCUUUUUGUUAAGCAUAGAAAAUAUAUAAAAUUUAAUAACAUACAUACACACACACACACACACAUAAUGAAACAAGUAUGUCUGGCCGUUAAGUAAUUGAAUUUUGUUAACAUUUAUAUAUUAUUUUAGAGGACAUGCGAGUGUUUUGAUUCCUUAGAUCGUAAAAAAUGUCAAGAUCAUCGGGAUUAUUCUUCAAAGGAGUACAAGUUAUAUAAUUGUUGCUUGAAUCUUGGAAAGAUGGCUGUGCGGAGUAAAACGGCUGAUAAUGCGUAUGACGGUAGAUACAAGCAUUUUCGGAGACCGGUGCUACCAUUUAUUGUGCCGAAAAUAGAGACUACGGAUAUACCAUACUAUUUAGACCGCAAAGUUCUGAGCGGAAUCUUACAGAGACAAUGUUACGCCAUAUCUCCGAAAUCGGAACCAUAUAAGAAUGCAGGGACACAGACGGAUUACAGAGAGAGCGAAGCGCAAACCGAGCCCUGGGAACCACCAUAUAAGAUUGUUCCUGGUCACAACCCCGAGGUAUUGACGUUGGCUCAUUUGACUUGGGAGCAUGGAUUACCAGCGGGUAUUCACGAGGUACAUGUCAUUAACAGGUUGCGAAUGAAAAGAGCCUGGGAGGCUAUCCUGCCUCCGAUGGAUACGCCAGCCAACAUAAGAAUGCGGAAUUCAAUAAUAACAGCUUUGGAAAUCGACAAAUGGGCCUUUCGGGAAUCGGAGAUUCAAUUCAUAAUGGAUUUGCGAUUAAGACUGAUGAAAGACUUCUCGCGAAAUCGUGACUCUGUGUAUAAGAAGAAACUGCAGGGUCGUUUCGGUAGGCUUCAGGACAAACUGAAGAAACGUCGAGACGACCGAGUCAACAGUAUCAGGCACGAUCUCGAACGAGACCUGCGAAAAUUGUACAGAAAACAAUGCGGCAGGCGACCGCGCAAACUCGACGUAAUCGAGCGACAUUCCGAUCCCAAAUCUUCGCCGCAAAUAUGUUUCCGGGAGCAUCCUCAGAGACGGCACGAAGCAUUGCGGAAGCAAUUUUCGGGCGAAGAUUACGUCGAACAAGAAGAAGUGGAUACAACGCUCAGCUGGUUGCCGACUGUCGAAGAACCGAAGGUGAUUAGACACAAAUCGUGCAAACCGGUGGACAUCUGUAUCAGAGAGACCAGGUGGACGGAGGAGAAGCUGAAGCAACUUCAUUCCGACCUGAAAGCGAUCCGAUUAAAUGUCAAAUCUGUGAACUCGGUUUCGCGGCUGAUGAAGCGUAAAUACAAGCCGACGGCUCUGCCGGUUACACCUUGCCGAUCAGGCAUAUGGGACAGGAGGCAGAAACAACUAGAAGAAUCAGCUACGUUCAUUCAGAAGAUCGUUAGGGGUAGAGCGAUGCAAUGUCUGAUGUACGAAGGACGUGAUAGAUGUAAGGAGCUGAUCAAGGAAUUACGGUCGACCGAGGCACCUGAGCAAGAUGAUCGAGAAGAUCUUCUUCGUGACGAGGAAAUACGCGUCGUCGAAUCACAGCCACUGCAAGACGGCAGAUCUGUACAGGAGGAUCGUCUGUGCGAAAUUCUCAACUCUUUGGAGGGAAAGACAGUCUGCGGGACGUUGGAUCUCCUUAGCAAGGAAUUGGUGAGAUUAGAGGAUGAACGUAGAGCCCAUGCCUACGCUCUGCUCGCUGAGAGGGAGAGAUGUAUGAGGGAGGCCGCCGAAGCCGGUACACGGCAGAUGGAGCGUCAUCGACGACGAGAAUUCGAUGAAAUGUUCAGACAGAUCGUAAAAGUGAAUCAGGACUCGGUGGAGGCUUAUUUGGAAGAUAUCAUAAAGGAGGGCGUCGAUUGGGUAUCCGAGAACACAGCUAAAGAGCACAUCUUAGAGCUCUGCGAUAAGAUAGACGACGUAUCGAAAUAUGCUACGGAAAACGCGAACGACACGGCUGAAGAGGAAUUGGUGACGGAUAUGAUUUACAAUUUCGUCCUACCUGAAGUGGAGAAGCACGACAUGAGGAGAAAUAUUCGCGAUCGACAGGAAAGUUACAUGCGACAGGCGCACGAGUCAAUUUACGAGACAAUUUUAGAUUUACCUUCAAUCGAGUCAUCCCCAAUCACCGGUCGAGGGACUUUCAUUGAACACGAGGAUGUGCAAACGAUUUGCGUGGAUGAUACGGAACGAGUUAUCAGAGUGGAAGAACUAGCAACCGAUGAACAGCCGUCGAAGAUAGGAAGCGAACAAAAUUAGGCCGGAGGACUCACGCUUGAUACUCGAAAUAAAAUCUAUUUCAUCUUUCUCACGGUAAAAUUCACCGAUGUCUCUUCUUUCGUUAAAUCGACACUGGCGCAUUCAGUUCAAUGAAAUGUUUAUUAUGUGUAUUUCACCGCGACAUGUAGUUUAUUGUCUUUAAUCUCUCGCUUCGUCUCUUCAAUAAAUGCACGCAGAUAUAAACGUUUUUUAAUGGAUUUUAUGCAGCAUUUAUCUCACAUGUGCCUUAUAUCAGCAGAAUCGCGAGUAAUAAUCUUACAGUAAAACGCUAUAAAUUUGCACAAAAAUGUCUGUGCACCGGCCGAUCGAUAUUGCGUAACGGAACGCAAAUAAUUAAAUUAAUUAAAUAUAUUAUUUCUCGUAAGAUAUUGGCAUUGUUUUUCCUUCUCAGUGGUCCGAGGUGAAGUGACAAAAGAGGGCCACGUUUCGAAAUUUGCUAACACUGCAAACCUAUAGUUCACAUCGCGUAUACCAUAAAUUUUCUGUACUAUCAGCACAUUUGGAAGCACUCUAAAAUAGGUCUGUUCAUAACUGCAUAAGUUGUAUUGUAAGUUGUAUUGUGUGCACUUAAGAUGAAGUAGAUACGAGGGUGGAUCAAAUAUAAACGAGCCUUUUUAAAUUGCGCGCCUGUCGGCGGCGU